Molecule: messenger RNA, 915 nt
Organism: Oppia nitens
Lineage: Eukaryota; Metazoa; Arthropoda; Arachnida; Sarcoptiformes; Oppiidae
Gene: lsn
Product: vacuolar-sorting protein SNF8-like
Exons: 1
Coding region: 145-915 (256 amino acids)
Biological process (GO): protein transport to vacuole involved in ubiquitin-dependent protein catabolic process via the multivesicular body sorting pathway
Cellular component (GO): ESCRT II complex
Source: RefSeq, a predicted model, not a curated record
AAUAACAAUACAGUUGUAAACAACACAUGAAAUUGUUGUCAAACUCGACAACAAAUCUGAUCCAUUGUCUCUCUCCAAGUGAAGUGAUGUGCCAUUGAUUACCAAUAAGACAUCCAUCAUCUGUAGAGACAGACACACGAAGAUAUGAACAGAAGAGCCGGAUUGGGUGCCUAUCAAAGGAAACUACAAACAGAAGCCAAAUACAGGGAAAAGAGAGAAGAGUUGGCCAAAGAUGAGAUCCAGACGCUGACCAAACAGAUGUCAGAGUUUCAGCAAAAACUACAAGAGUUUGCACAGAAACAUAAAAAAGAUAUCAAAAGAGAUCCCGAGUUUAGGCGACACUUUCAGGCGAUGUGCGCUACGGUUGGUGUGGAUCCGCUUCAGUCGUCGGCCAAUUUCUGGACUAAACUGUUAGGUGUCGGCGACUUUUACUACGAAUUGGCUGUUCAGGCCAUUGAGGUUUGCAUGAGUACUAGCCAUCGAAACGGCGGUCUUAUAGGUAUUCAUGAACUCCAUCGACGAGUGAUUCAAUCGCGAAACUCUGCCAAAGCUAUCGGCAGUGGUGGCCAUCAUCGACAUGAAGACGAGAUUACUGUCGAUGAUCUGAUUCGUGCAAUCGAAAAGUUGGCCAAAUUAGGAUCGGGUCUCAAACUGAUGUCGUGCGGCAAAACCUAUUUGGUUCAGUCGGUCGCUUCGGAACUGAGUUUAGACCAGAAUUUAAUCAUACAAACGGCUCAAUCGACUAAUGGCUGUAUAGAUAUAUCGAUGAUUGUCAAAGAACUUCAGUGGACUGAUGAAAGAGCUCGCAAAGCUAUCGACGAUAUGAUUAUGGAAGGACUGCUCUGGAUUGACAAACAGACACCGAGUGGUCAAACCUGGUAUUGGUUUCCCGGUCUAAGACAAUCAGUGUCUUAG